AUGAUUAACCGGCCGCGCGGCCCACACCAGGAAACCCGAGCCGCCCGCGACAGCGGAGCCGGGCCCGACGGCGGCGGCGGGAGGCGCCGGGCGCGGGAGGCGUGCAGCCCGGCUGGUCGCGCCAUGGACGCAGGAGCGGACGGGAAAGGCGGCGGCAGCCCCGCAGCCCCCGAGGACCCCGGGAGCCCCGCGCGCCCCGAGCUCCCGCAGCUCCCGCGCCGCCCGCAGCUCCUGGAGGAGGACGCAGGGCCCAGCCAGGAAGCGGCCGCGGACGGAGGCAGCGCCCCGGCGCCGGAGGGCCCCCCGGGCGACCCCCCGGCAGAGGCCUCCGCGGCGCCCCCCGCCCAGGCCGCGGGCGAGGCCCGGCAGGCGCCCAAGGCGGCGGCCGGCGGGGUCCCCAACAUCGGCUUCGUGGGCGAGCCCCCGCCCUACGCGCCGCCCGACCCCAAGGCCGGGCACCUGCUCUACCCGCCGCCCUUCCCGCAACCCGUGCUCUUCCCGCCCGCGCCCGCCGCCUCCGCCCUGUACCCGCCGCCCGCGCCGCUCUUCCCCGCGCCCGCUGCGCAGCCGCUUUUUGCGCCCUUCCCGGUGUACAGCAGCCCCGUAGCCGGCGUGCCCGCCCCGGCCACGGUGGAGCACAGGCCCCUGCCCAAGGACUACAUGAUGGAGUCCGUGCUGGUAACCCUCUUCUGCUGCCUGCUCACCGGACUCAUUGCCAUCGUCUACUCCCACGAGACGCGCGCGGCCCUGGGCAGGGGAGACCUGGCCCAGGCUGAGGAGGCCUCGCGCAAAGCCCGCUCGCUCGUGCUCUUCAGCCUGCUCUUUGGGGUCUUCGUUUCCACCAGCUGGGUCAUCUACGUGGUGGUAGCGCUCUACCUGCCCUGAGGGGAU
This is a messenger RNA of Hippopotamus amphibius kiboko, 891 nucleotides long. It is a transcript of the gene PRRT1B, whose product is annotated as proline rich transmembrane protein 1B. Bases 1 to 885 code for a protein of 294 amino acids. Lineage: Eukaryota; Metazoa; Chordata; Mammalia; Artiodactyla; Hippopotamidae. The record is from RefSeq and is a predicted model, not a curated record. Gene Ontology annotation, cellular component: membrane. The transcript has 4 exons.